Fusarium mangiferae is the source of this 1008-nucleotide messenger RNA. RefSeq lists its product as uncharacterized. The transcript is spliced from 3 exons. Lineage: Eukaryota; Fungi; Ascomycota; Sordariomycetes; Hypocreales; Nectriaceae. The coding region runs from base 1 to 1008 and encodes 335 amino acids. The record is from RefSeq and is a predicted model, not a curated record.
AUGCCUCGCGGUCUAGCUGCUCCACGGCCUAACACUGCCCAGCCAUCGCUGGACUCACCGCGGUUGACACGGCCUCUACUGCAGACUCAAAGGAAAGACCUCCAGCGCGGCUUUGACGAGCUAACCCGUGAUCUCGGGAUCAUGGACAGAUGGGAAUCCUACAAGAAGGCAGUGACGGAUAAACUCUCACAGAAACGACGCCCCGUCCGCGACCCAGCACGGCCGCAUGAUCUGGAAUGUAUCGGUCUUUCCUACAACCCGAUUGCCAACCCCAAUAAAUACAACCUGAGAGGAUACUUCACAUUAUCAUCACUAAAACAUACUCCUUGGAUAAAUGGCGGAAUAUCUAAGUUUAUGCCACGCCUCGUCUACAGCAACCACCUUCGCAGCCGCAGACUGUUCCUCAAUGUCUUGACCUCAACCUUGAUGGGUGGAGAUACUGGCGGGAGCUGUACUCUUCAAUACCCUAAGCUUCCCCCGAGAGCCACGGGCGUCAAGUUCACAACGUGGAAUACGAGUCUCGAUCGAUUCAUUGACAUGACUAGCUCGGGUACCGGUCCAGAUACUAGUACCAACUCAGCCGGCCAAGCCUGGAUGCAUAUCACAUCUCAAGAAUACGAUGCCAAACACAAAACCAAUGCAAGUCAUGAAGAAAAACACCAAAGGGCUGCCGAUGAGGACGAGGACGAGGAUGACGAUAUCUGCGACCGUCCUUCUGUCGCCACCCUCUCCAAAAGCAACACAAGCCGCCACAAUCUCGCCACCCGCGAACAGACCCGAGCAGCUCUGGGCGACGAAGCAGCCGACCCAUGCACGUCACACAGUGACCGCACGCUCAAGAAUGAUGACUUGGGCAAGCUCUCCAACCUCAUCCCUCAAGGCGUCAACCUUCGCUUUGAGCUCGACAACCCCAGUACCGAUCCCAUGGAAGCGGUUAAAGAGGAACGGCGGAAGGAGGGCAAACUGGCCCCCCGAUCGACCUACAGGUGCAGAUAUUGCGGCGGAUGA